Molecule: messenger RNA, 941 nt
Organism: Aspergillus alliaceus
Lineage: Eukaryota; Fungi; Ascomycota; Eurotiomycetes; Eurotiales; Aspergillaceae
Product: EXPERA domain-containing protein
Exons: 4
Coding region: 80-757 (225 amino acids)
Biological process (GO): sterol biosynthetic process
Cellular component (GO): endoplasmic reticulum; membrane
Molecular function (GO): C-8 sterol isomerase activity; cholestenol delta-isomerase activity; steroid Delta-isomerase activity
Source: RefSeq, a predicted model, not a curated record
CUGAAACCAGAUAUCCAGUUUCUAUUACUUUUUGAAGAAUAAACUCGCAUUAGCUGUGUUUCAUCCAGACCUACCAACAAUGGCCUCUCACCAGUAUUAUCCGCCUGGCGUCCAUCUGCCUCACUUUGUCGCUAAUGAGACCUCGGUGGUCUCCCUAAUUGCUCAAUUUGGGGUUCUCUGGGCUGCCUUCCUGGGGGGUGGCUUUCUCAUAAUACGCCGUGUGCGUCCUACAGCAAGUCGAUCGGAUAAGCUGGCUUUCGUAUGGAUGAGCCUGACGGGAUUUAUUCAUCUGUUCUUCGAAGCCUACUUCGUCAUCCACCAUGAGCCCCUUGCCGGCUUCCAGACGUUGUUCGGUCAGCUAUGGAAGGAGUAUUCUCUGUCGGACUCUCGCUACCUGACAUCGGACGCUUUCCUCGUGUGCAUGGAAGCUAUAACUGCUUUCUGCUGGGGACCCCUCGCCUUCUUUCUUGCCUACUCCAUCGCGGUGCAGCAUCCCGCUCGCCAUGCCAUCCAGCUGCUGAUGUCCACUGGUCAGGUGUACGGGGACAUUCUUUAUUACGGCACCAGCUUGUUUGAUCACUACGUGCACGGAGUGUCCUACUGCCGACCGGAAGCGUACUACUUUUGGUUCUAUUACUUCUUCUUCAACUUCAUCUGGUUGUUUGUCGGGUCUUACUAUAUGAAACAGAGCGUUGUGGAGAUUUACAAGGUUUUCAAAAAGGCGCAGGAGUCCGAAUCGUUGCGCAAAAGAAAUUGAGGUAUAGAUUGUACAUGAAGGAUCCCAAGCUAGAAAAUAUCGUGAAAAUGGGAAUGUGUGCUGGCUAACCCAUGAAGGGUACAUUGCAGGCUUCCUACCAGUUAAGUGUGUAGAAUAAUUCAAUUCAUCAUUUCAAGCCACAGUGGUAUAAUGCAUGCUGUCUAUUAGAGUUCUGUAGUACCAC